Molecule: messenger RNA, 3489 nt
Organism: Parnassius mnemosyne (clouded apollo)
Lineage: Eukaryota; Metazoa; Arthropoda; Insecta; Lepidoptera; Papilionidae
Source: the annotation of a GenBank genome assembly
AUGCAACUUUCCGAAACACCGCCGCCGCCGCUCGCUCCACUUUGGGAUCGGAUACUGAGAGCGCGGGCUUUGCCACCAGAUAUCGACGUCGAACUCCUCUACAUCGCCAUCAGGGAUCGCCUCUCACAUCCAGAAUGGGAAGUGCGUCUUCACGCACUUCGAGUUCUCGCCGAUCUCUUACCCUUAUCAGGAAAUGCCCUCUCGUUUCCUUUCGAUCAAGUCAUCGACAAUUUGGGACACGGUUCCCCAAACGUUAGGAAAGCAGCACUAGAUGCUCUUAAAGUUUUCUGUACAUACUGCGAGGAUACAGAAUGCGCGGCUAAUGCUUUACUGGAUAAAUGUUUAUAUAAUAACAUUAGGCCACAUUCCGCGAGUAUUGAUACAAAAGUGAAUGUUAUAACCGGUUUAGUGCUUUCCAUCCCAUCCGUGAUGGCGAUUUUAAAACGAAGAAAUCCAAACCUGGAUAUGUUUCCAGUUUUUAACACGUUAGGGGAUAAACUUUUUGAUCCAGUACAUAGAGAUGUCGCUCUACGCUCUCUUAUGAAACUUCGGAGAGUUUGUAGACCACGUGACUACAUGCUGUCCUUUUCGAGACUAGAUCCCAAAGUGCAAGAUAAAUUUCGUUUACUAUGUGAAAAGUUCGAUGAAGAUUCUCUUGAUGUGUACUACGCUCCUAGAAGAACAAAUUACAGUAGUAACGAUGCUCAACAUUUAAUGAAAAUUAAUCACAUUUUUAAUAAUAACUUAACUCCAGUGCGAGUUUCCUCUGAUUCGUCUUCAGAAAAUUCGUUUACAGUGCCGUAUUAUACAAAUAAUUAUGCCAAAGUAAUAAUCGAAACUGAAAUUAAAUUUGAUUCUGAUACAGCAAUAACAAUGACUGUAUUAGAACAGAACGAAACUGAAUCCGAGAAAAACACGGGAAGCGAUGAAGAAGAUAGCAUUGAUAGGAAUAUGUUAAAAUAUAGUGAUGACGAGUCAGAGGACUCUGACGUAGUAGUGAAGAAAGUGAGAUUUGGCGGUGAGAGUGUUAAGAUUCGAACGCCAGAUAGUGAUAAUAUAAUCACUAGUGAAGAAGAUAACAACCAAAAUCCUUCCGCUUUGCAAGAAAACCAUAAUGUUGAAGAAGAUUUACCGACGACGCCAAGUAUAGUAAAUAAAAUAAACGACAUAAAGCGAGAGGUAAAUGAACGAGAAACUCGGAUAGGUCAUACAAAAAAGAGCGCCAUACCACUUCCUGUCAUAACUAAUCGGACACGUAAAGAGAAUAUUUUAGUUAAUAAUAAUAUUAAACCAAAAUCAAAAUCAUUGAGUGAAUUAUAUGAUUAUUUUUACAAAAGAAUGGAGGGUGAAGAAAGAAGGGCAAGAGAGAAAUCGAAAUUUGCUUUAACGUUAACGGAAGUACGAUCGCCGGAAAAAAUUCCUAGUCCGGUAGAAACACAUAAGGAGAUAGAGGUACUCCAUAAUCUUCAGAGAAGUCCAACUCUAUCUCCAAGAAGACAACAAACAAGAGUUCACAUAGAAAAGGAUGGGUUUUUACUGAACUUAGUGGCUUCAUCCCCGCCUGAAUCACUUAUGCUUUCGCCGCGACAGCCGUCGCCGCUGCAUAAACACUACAACUGGGAGGGCUUGGAGAUCGUGCCACCUCAUGUAUGCGACCAGCUUCAUAAUACGGAGAACUGGAUUGCUGCAGUGAAGGCCGCAGAUCAGCUCCACAGCACGCUGUUGGAGGUCGACAAUGUGCGGAGAGUGGAGCCCGCGGCCUUGUCGCUCGUUGAACACAUGUGGGCGCUGAGUGAAGCGGUACCCGCAACCAGAGCUCCAGCAGAAGGUGCAGUGUGUGCACUAGUGCGGGGCGCUAGUAGUUCAUGCACUCGCUUACUUCUACCCUCGCUGGUGGCCCGGAUGGGUCGAGAGCCACCGCCCGCUGCGUUGCCGCACGCGCUGCUGCAACGACUCGCUCUACACCACCUCAUAGAUCUCAUUUUCGAUCCUGACAUGAUUGGAGUGUCGGGCGCCGAGCGUGCGGAGGAGGCGCAGGUGCGCGCGGCGCUGAGCCUGGCGCGCGCGGCGGGCCCGGCCGCCGUGCUGGCCGCCGUGCGCCGCCAGCUGGCCGCCACGCCCAGAGCCGACGCUUUCUGUGCACAGUUGCGAGAACGUCUAAACAAACCCCUCGAGAAGAUUAGACCCAGUCAUUUCAGCAGGGGUUCUCAGUUACCGGUUCCAGCGAGACGUGCCAGGUCUACCCCGCCAGCGGCGCCCCCAACCAAACCACGGCGUUUGCGACCUCUGCCUGAUUCCGCUCCACUACCAAGUACAACUCAACCGGGAAGAGAUUUGAUACUGAAACCCUUAUCACCGAUUGCAUUAAGUGAUAGAGAUUCCAGUGCUUUUACAAGCAAUGCUGAAGAGAAGGAAUCGAAAACAUCUAUUGAGAAUGAGCAGAAAGUUCCGGAAAGUGUAGAUGAUAUAAAGGAAGAAACACAAGUGGAGGAUGUAAAUUGUAUACCUACACCGCCACGUUCCCCUUCUCUUCAUGUAGAAGAAUACUCAGAAAAGUCAAACCAAUCGCUACAAAGCGUCGACAUUAAAAAUGAUGAGUCAACAACAGAAAUAAAUAACACAGCGGUUGAGCCACAAAAAUCUACAGAAGCAACUGAAUCAUUAGAACUUGAACACGUCAGCGGAAAAUCGUCCGUCGCAUCUAAAAGUAGAAGCGAACCUUCAAGCCCAAUUCGAAGCGGGCGGAUAUCGCCUGAACUUUUCAAUGACGAAAACAGCGGUAGACGAUCGCUCAGCGAGCGGGAUGUACGGUCAGCACUCGCGGAAUGCAUUAUGCCAGCGCGGCACGAAGAUUGGGAGGCGAUCGUAACCGGAUUAAUGGAAACAGAGCGAUUGGCAAUGGAUGUUACUGCACGCGCCCCCGCUAGCAGUUGGCGGGCUGCGGCCCGAUCAGCUUCGGCUCAUGUUCGCUCGUUACGGUCCAAAGUAGCAAGAGCGGCGUGCUCUACAUUAGGAACGUUAUUUGAAAACCGCGGACGAGUGCUCGAUCCAGAGCUAGACGAAGCUGCGGGUGCUUUGUUAGAACGUUGCGCUGAUGUAAAUAGAUUCUUACGAGCGGACGCGACCAGUGCUUUAAGGCGACUCGCUUGCGGCAGCGGUGAAGCACGAGCAGCUGUCGCUUUAGCUCGUAGGGGUGCGACACACCGAGCGGGACCGGUUCGAGCGGCUGCCGCUCAAGCCCUAUCGGCUUUGGUACGCCAUAACGGCGCUUCAAGGACUCUAGACAUGGCCUCUGAACCACGGACGAUGCUGCUACGAGCCGCGGGUGAACUCCUAGGCGAUGCCAGUCCAGAAGCGCGGGCACACGCGAGGCAUCUUUGGCUCGCGCUUUCGGAGGAUUCGCGCUUUCCACAAUUGGUUAAAGACGCAAUGCCACCAACUCGGUACAGAGCUAUAGAAAAAUACGUUGACAAACUCCGUUGUCGGUAA